AAAUACCACCUUUUUCCUUAGCCUCUCCAGCCAAUGCCACUCCAUAUUCUCAUUACUGCUAGCUAGCUCUCUUCAUAUUCCUCCUAAUGCGACCCAUACACUAUUAUUGAGCUUUUUUUGUUUUCUUCUACGUGGCCUUUUCCUCUUCCUCUUCUUCUUCUUCUGGAGGUUUAAGAUAAAUUAAAGCUAAGGUUUUGUAAUACGGAGGUUUCGUAGAAUGUUGUUUAAGGAGAGGGAGAAAGGCGGUGGCGGGGAAAGGAAGAUGUUUGUCGGGGUGGUUUGGAACUGUGCGGCGGAGCUUAAGAUUCUUCUUACGGCUCUGCUAUUCCUCUUUUCAAUCAUUACGAUUCUUCAGUUUAUUCCGGCUCGGUUUAGUUUUUCCUCAGCCGCCGAUCUGAGAUCUUGCUUGUCAAAUCCGCCGCCGGGGUUGUCUUUCUCCGCGGCCGUUCAGUCUAAUUUGACGGUUUUGAAUGCCACCGUGGUGCCGCGGCGGGCGGCGGCGGUGGAGAGAGAUGAGGUUCUUGGGAACGGGGUUGUGAAACGGGGGUUUAGCGGGGUCGGCUCGGCGGCUUAUAACUUUGUUUUGAUGUCGGCUUACCGGGGCGGCUACAAUACUUUCGCCGUGAUGGGUUUAGCUUCGAAGCCGCUCCACGUGUUCGGAAAGCCGAGUUACGAGUGCGAGUGGGUCCCGGCGGAUAAGUCGCAAGAUUCGCUCUCCGUGCCCGGCCAGAAGAUCCUCCCCGACUGGGGGUACGGCCGGAUAUACACGGCGGUGGUGGUGAACUGCACUUUUCCGUUCCCCGUCGGCGACUCCGACAGCGGCGGCAAGCUCCUGAUCCACGCCACCACCAACGGCGGCGGCGACACCAACCUCAACACCACCGACACCUUCGAGGCCGUCGUGGAAACGCCGCCGGAUUUCUCCAAUUUCACUAAAUCUUUCCAAUCUCCGCCCAAAUACGAUUACCUCUACUGCGGCUCGUCUCUGUACGGGAAUCUGAAUCCUCAGAGAGUCCGGGAAUGGCUGGCGUACCACGUCAGAAUGCUGGGCGAGAAGUCGCAUUUCGUGAUCCACGACGCCGGCGGCGUCCACCCGGCGGUGAUGGAGGUUCUGAAGCCGUGGAUGGAGAAAGGCUACGUCACGCUACAGGACAUUAGGGAUCAAGAAAGAUUCGACGGAUACUAUCACAAUCAAUUCCUCAUCGUCAAUGAUUGCUUGCAUAGGUACAAAUUCCAGGCGAAAUGGAUGUUCUUCUUUGAUGUAGACGAGUUCAUCUUCGUCCCCAAGAAAAGCACUCUCAAAUCCGUCCUCGGUUCCCUCUCCGGCUUCACUCAAUUCACAAUCGAGCAAAUGCCCAUGUCCAAUAAGCUCUGUCUCCGUGAAGAUUUCGGAAAAACUUUUAGGAAAUGGGGGUUUGAGAAGCUGGUGUACAAGGAUGUUAAGAGGGGAAUUCGACGAGAUCGGAAGUACGCGGUGCAACCUCGGAAUGUUUUUGCGACAGGGGUGCACAUGUCGCAGAACACGGUGGGGAAGACGACGCAUAAAACGGAGGGGCAAAUAAUGUAUUUCCAUUACCACGGGACAAUUGCGGAGCGGCGGGAGCCUUGCCGGCAACUGGUCAACACGACAAGCCUCACCGUUGACGGAAUCCCGUAUGUUCUGGACACCACAAUGCGGGAUGCUGCCGGCGCCGUUAAAAGAUUCGAACUCAAAACCAUUGGGCCUAGGCUGCAGAAAACACGGCAAUAACCUUAUUACCCCCAAAAUAAUCAAAUCUUUAUUUCCACUUCCCACAUGCCACCUUUUCCCCUUUUUGUUUUUUGUUUUUCUUUUUUUUUUUUUUCAAAAAAAAAAAGAAAAAAAAAAGAAUUCUCUCAAAAAAAAAAAGAAAAAAAAAAGAAUUCUCUCUCUGGGUAUAGCCAUAAGCCAUUUGUUUAUUUCUGUGUAUGAUAAAUUUUCAGAGUUGGGAAUAGAGUAGAAACGGAUACAUACCGCUGUUUUGAUUCAUCCAUAAAUUAUAGGAUAUUAUAUUCUUUGUUUAUGUUUUUCCAAAAAUAAUCUUCUUUUAAUAC
Messenger RNA from Ipomoea triloba (trilobed morning glory), 2073 nucleotides. RefSeq names its product galactan beta-1,4-galactosyltransferase GALS3-like. The record is from RefSeq and is a predicted model, not a curated record. Lineage: Eukaryota; Viridiplantae; Streptophyta; Magnoliopsida; Solanales; Convolvulaceae. The transcript is spliced from 2 exons. Bases 218 to 1750 code for a protein of 510 amino acids.